AUGUGUCGCACUGAUCCAAGGUUGUGGCGAUGUGACCUCAAGCUCCCCUGUGAGUACUGUGCCUCCCGCAACCGCGAGUGUGUCUACCCUAAUGCGCCGCUGAGCACAAAGGUGCCCCUGGUGGAACUAGACCUAAGCGAUGGCUCUAGCUAUGACCAGGACCAGUAUCCUGUUUUUGAUGACGAGUUUCCGAUACCCGAAGGUGGAGAAUUGACUGAUGUGGAGGAAUUCAUGGAUCUAGGAGCGGACUAUGACGACGAUAUAAUUGAGUUCGUUAGGGAUGAGUCGACCGACUCUGAGGCUAGCUCAUUGACUGAGUUGCCUCUACCAACUCCCGAAAUGAUCAAUGUGUACCGCCUUUACUCAGUGCUACCGGUGAAGGUGAAUAUGACACCGUUGGAGAUGUGGGUGCUCCACUUCUUGCUCGAGUCGAGUUUGGAGUACUACGUUGCCAGCAGAGACACGAGGCAAAUGCAGAUGUGGGAUAACAUACGUGAGACGUUGUUUGGCAACCUGAAGUUGAUGCAGCUGAGCUUGUAUGCUUAUCUGGGGAUGCUUAUGCUUGUGAAUUACAACUCGCGAUACCUCUUGGGAGAGCUGCCCGUCGACGAUGGCCUGGAGUUAUCGGUGGCUAAAGUGUACAACUUCUCGAUGAAUCUGUACAGCUUUCUCUUGAAGGAUUUGACUAGGCAAAUGGAGCCGCUUCUUGCCAAUACCAUUACCCGAGUAGAGGCUGAGGUGCUCGUUGUCUCCAUAUCAUUUUUGUUUUCAAUCAUCGGGAGCAAUCCUGUGGGCACUUGUCCGUUAGUUGACUUCAACAGGGGUGGUAAUGAUUUCAUCUCAUUUUGCAUUGGCUUCCGUCAAACUGGUAUUGCGACAUACUCUCUAAUACGCGACCUGCUAUUAGUGGAAGUUGUGUCUGUGAAAACGCCACCGCUGAUGGAUACACCGCUUCUCCCAUUCUUUGCUCGGAUUCUACGAUACAUUGACGACCAUGAAAGUGAUGGCCAAAUUGAUGAAGACGACUUAGAGGUGAUUAAGACCACCAUCAGAUUGCUCAAUCAACACGUGCAUCGCACCACGGUGCACCGAACCCCCGUGGCAUUCUUCCAAACCUUCACGUAUACCUCGGAAACCUUUUGGAAUUUGGUGUACAAUCAAGUGCCGAUCGCCCUCAGCUGGCUCAAUGCAUUAUCGGCGUUUGCGCUCAUGUUCAAAUUUUGUUUCAUUCGAGACAACAACAUCUGGGUCGAAUACAUGGACUGGUGUCACCUGUGGAUCCAACACAAGUACCCUUGGGAUGAGCCAUUGUAUCGACUCGUGGUUGAACAGGGGUUCUACGUCCGCGAUUUCCUGUUCUUCCUCACUUUUGAUCCUGUAAAUACAACUUAG
Molecule: messenger RNA, 1392 nt
Organism: Diutina rugosa
Lineage: Eukaryota; Fungi; Ascomycota; Pichiomycetes; Serinales; Debaryomycetaceae
Exons: 2
Coding region: 1-1392 (463 amino acids)
Biological process (GO): regulation of DNA-templated transcription
Molecular function (GO): DNA-binding transcription factor activity, RNA polymerase II-specific; zinc ion binding
Source: RefSeq, a predicted model, not a curated record